Messenger RNA from Somion occarium, 968 nucleotides. Lineage: Eukaryota; Fungi; Basidiomycota; Agaricomycetes; Polyporales; Cerrenaceae. The record is from the annotation of a GenBank genome assembly.
GUGAGGAUCGCGAGGUUCAGCUUUGGACCAGCUCCUCCGACUGAAGCUCACCGUUGUGCACGAAUAAUCUCCUUCUUUCGUUUCUUCGCUGUCUGGCAGCUCCCUUUUCAUUAUGCCGAGCCUCAAGACGGAGAUGAGCAAGUGCAACAAUUGCUUUGUGAGUGCAACGGAGAAACCACUUCAAAAGUGUGGUGGAUGUAAGGCAGCGAAGUACUGUUCAAGAGAAUGUCAGAGAGCCGAUUGGAAAAAACAUAAAGCCGGAUGCCAAAACAAUGCAGAGCUUGAAAGGAGGCUGAAAGAGCACCAAAAUACUCUGCUCGGAGCGAUGCAUCGUUUCAUACUCCCUGACGGUAUCACCAUGUACGAACUCGAUCAACGCCUAGAGAAGUGGGUUCGCUUUCAUAACCCUAUUCUCAUGUGGGCGGCGAUACACGCAUUAGGUCUUCCAACGAGCCUAUCAAAUGCCCGGACUCUGGUUCUCUACGUCAAACUCAAGGCGAACGACCAAAAGGUCCAUGGUGGUUCUCCAGCAAAAUACUUCGCUAUUGAAGAGGCAUAUGCUGUGCCUAUACAAGAAGCUAUGACGUGGGAUGAACCCUGGCCAGAGUCUUUGUUACAGCUCAAGGGCUUGCAGGACCAGAGCGAGAGCCGGCGUCAAGGUAGCGUCGCUGCUGCCAUGGUUGAGUGCAAACCCUUGGCUGUCCAAACGGUGCCAUUCGGUUCACUCAAGGAUUUGGGAAUUCCGAGGGCCAUCACAGGAUGGAAAGAGAUACUGGAAGAGCAUGUUAGCCAGGGGAAGAAGAUGUCUCUUCGAUGAUAAUUACUGCAAACACAGGUGACAGCUUCCACUCAAUGCGUCUCAUACCAUACCUACCAUUCACUUCCAUCUUGUUUCCGGGGUAUCUUUGUACAUACUGCAGCAACCCGCUUUCCUUGAUUCAGCGGACAGCUCCACUUUUUAGACUAUC